AUGGCGGGCCCCGAGGUCAAGAAGAUGGCUCUGAAGAUAACCGCACCAGUCAAGACCGGCCGCGUCGCGAAGACCAAGAGGAUGUACCGUAUCAAGAUCAACAUUGGCAAGCAAGCGGCCACGAACUUACACAAUCGCGGCUCUCCUCUUCUCAGUCUCCCAGGAGAAAUCCGCAACCAGAUCUACCACUAUGUCAUCGGGGGUUAUGAGGCUUGUCCGACCUGGGAUAGCGGAGCCUGUAUUGACGUAGAACUCCGAGCUUCACGAUACAACACAAGCGGCGGCACACGGAAAUGCUGGGCUGAACUGUUCAACCUCACUUAUGUGUGCAAGCAGCUCAACAUGGAGACGAAGAACCUUCCAUAUGAACUCACCGUAUUCCAGGCAGACAUAGCUGCCGCGUUUGAGAGGUUCAUGUGUCAGCUCAAGGAGGAGAAGAAGCAACUGAUCACCACCGUUUCCUUCGGCUUCAAGCACUUCCACAGUGUUAGCUACUGGACCGACGCGCAGUUCCCUACCCCGGCUGAGCUGUUUCGCUGCACUUCUCUGAAGACCAUGAUCUCCCGAAUUACUCUCGGUCAAGGUCAGAAACUCUUGGUGAAGCUAAUCGCUCGACACAUGGGAGCGCGUAUCAUUCCCGAGAACGAACAUCUCGGAUACAUCGAAGACCAGGAUGUAUGUGAAGAAGAACAAGACGUCUUUGCAGAAGAUGAAGAGUAA
This is a messenger RNA of Alternaria hordeiaustralica, 720 nucleotides long. RefSeq lists its product as uncharacterized. The record is from RefSeq and is a predicted model, not a curated record. Lineage: Eukaryota; Fungi; Ascomycota; Dothideomycetes; Pleosporales; Pleosporaceae. The transcript has 2 exons. Bases 1 to 720 code for a protein of 239 amino acids.